Molecule: messenger RNA, 978 nt
Organism: Camponotus floridanus (Florida carpenter ant)
Lineage: Eukaryota; Metazoa; Arthropoda; Insecta; Hymenoptera; Formicidae
Product: lipase 3-like
Exons: 7
Coding region: 1-978 (325 amino acids)
Biological process (GO): lipid metabolic process
Source: RefSeq, a predicted model, not a curated record
AUGCACCUGUGCGGUAUACUGAGCCCAGACGAAUACGCAGCUCCAGUGAGGGACUGCACCAUUCGACCAGCCGAACAUACAACACCCGAAAUGUGCAGUCGGUGCAGACCAGCCGAAAUAAGACUCACCUUUGCGGCCCUAGCAAAUGUGAUUCCUCAGUUAAGCAGUCUCUUGAAGAGAAUAAUAUGGACUAUUUGGUCGAAGACCGAAUUCAAUUCUGACAUCGUUGUUAAUACGCCGGAAAUGAUAAGAAAAGCUGGUUAUCCCGUGGAAGCUCACGUUAUAAUGACGGAGGACGGCUAUUUCUUGACAUUACAUCGUAUCCCAGGUGGCAACGAUUCUUUACCCGUGCUGCUGUUGCACGGUCUUACAGCCAGCUCCUUUAAGUGGCUUAUUCCUAGCAAAGACAAAGCAUUUCCUUAUCUACUAGCAAAUCAGGGAUACGAUGUUUGGUUGGGGAAUUUUCGUGGUACUACAUACUCGAAAGCACACAUUUCCCUAUCUCCAUCAAAUUCGGCAUUUUGGGAUUUCAGCUUCAACGAAAUAGGUAUCUAUGAUGUAUCCGCGAUGGUUACAUUUAUUACAAACUUGAGAUCCCAACCAUUGCACACAUGUAUUGGUCAUUCUAUGGGCACAACGUGUUUUUACAUAAUGGCAUCAGAGCGUCCAGAAAUCGCUCGAAUGGUGAAAAUGAUGAUCAACUUCGGACCGGUGGUCUUUCUAAGUCAUAUGCAAAGUUCGAUACGAUUCUUGGUUCCCAUCAGGAGAAUGAUUAAAAUAAAAUUUUUAAACUGUUAUCUAAUCCAAAGAAACAAAAAUAAGGUUAACAACAUAUUGCGAUUGUUUUUCCACGGCAAAUUUCUCCAGAGUGAUUAUGUGAUAGCGAUUUCGGCUGGUCUGCACCGACUGCACAUUUCGGGUGUUGUAUGUUCGGCUGGUGCAGUCCCUCACUGGAGCUGCGUAUUCGUCUGGGCUUAG